Molecule: messenger RNA, 1444 nt
Organism: Manduca sexta (tobacco hornworm)
Lineage: Eukaryota; Metazoa; Arthropoda; Insecta; Lepidoptera; Sphingidae
Product: mitochondrial import receptor subunit TOM40 homolog 1
Exons: 3
Coding region: 88-1245 (385 amino acids)
Biological process (GO): protein import into mitochondrial matrix
Cellular component (GO): mitochondrial outer membrane translocase complex; mitochondrial outer membrane
Molecular function (GO): transmembrane protein transporter activity
Source: RefSeq, a predicted model, not a curated record
CGCUUAAUUCUAUUUUUAAAGUCGCAUAACGUCGCGUCAGAUGUUCAAUAUUUUAUACUAUUUUUAUCAUAGAUCCAUUAUUUUAACAUGAAUAAUAAUUCAAAAAACCAAUCUACAAAGUUUUCUUUAUCUUUAUGCAACCUGUUUAGAUUAGGUAUAUUUGAGACGUUGUACGCUAAAAGCAAUUCUAAUCCGGGCUCUGGUUCUAGUUCACCCAGAAAGCCCGUGCCGUGUCCCCCGCCGUCGGAAAAAUCGGGCGCCGGUGACGCGCCGCAACGAAAGAAAUGCACCUGUAAUGUUCCCGAAGGAACGAAAUGCACAGCCGGCGACCGAGGGAAGACAGGCGCCGGAGUGACCGGCUCUAGAACUGGACGCAUAUGUGAAAAAGAUGCCGACAGUCUUCCAAAAGGAGCGAUAUACCCCGGACUGCUUCGUCACAUACACAACGCUGCUAGAUACAGGCUACCACAAUGCUUUGAAGGGGCCUGCGUGUCUGUUAAACAAAACUCGAAAAAUAACUGGAUAUUGGGGCAUUCGAUUUCUUUUAGUUCUGUUUCUCCUGGAGGAUAUAAGGUGUUACUUUCUUACGUGGAUAAGAGUAAACCGUCAGCGCUGCCGUAUUUCGUCAUGGAGGCGGCACCGGGCGGCCAGAUGAGCUGCGAAGUUCGCGUGGGACCGUCACAAGGGACCAGAGCUACGGUGGUGGCACAGAUAGCAGACGCAGAACUAUAUAGCUUCGAGAGCAUUUUGGACGCUUAUUUCGACAGUUUCACGACAUCUAUAAUUGCUGUCAACAGGGAGUUUAUCGCUGUGCAUUAUCUACAGGCAAUCACGGAGCAACUGUCAUUAGGCGCCGAAAUAGUAGCGCGCGGACAUACUGCGGAGUUAAGCUCUGCGUCGGGCGCCGGCCGGUGGGCCGUCGAAGAUCACUCAAUCAGUGCCACUCUAGGCAACAGAGGACUUGAUCUGUGCUAUGCUAAGGCCAUCAAGCCCUACCUUACUGUUGCUGCUAUGUUGGAGGUUGGCUUCGCUAUUCGUCGUGCUGUGGCGACUUUGGCGUACGAAUGGCGGACUGAAGAGUGGACCGUGCGCGGCUCGGCGGACUCCGACGGGCUCGUGGGCGCCACGCUGCAGAGAGCCCUCGGGGGGAAGCGCGCCCAGCUGGCCUGCGCCAUCUCCGCACUACUCAACCACCCCAAUGAUAAGUUCAGGCUUGGGUUUGGUGUAACGGCUGCUAUUAUUUAAAUAUAGCGUUGUAUCACUGUUUAAUUAUCGAAAUUCUGAUCUAAUAUUUGCCCUGAGGUGAGUUUACUUUGUACUUAAUAUAUAACAAUUGUUAUUGUUUAACAUGUAUUUAGAUUUAAUUUAUUUUAUAUGAUGUUUGUGAAGGUAUGUAAUAUGUGAUUAAUCUUAAUUUACAUUUGGAAAUAAAUAAUAAUUACAG